Arachis stenosperma is the source of this 2918-nucleotide messenger RNA. RefSeq names its product RING-H2 finger protein ATL46. The coding region runs from base 648 to 1835 and encodes 395 amino acids. The record is from RefSeq and is a predicted model, not a curated record. The transcript has 2 exons. NCBI's taxonomy places the organism in Eukaryota, Viridiplantae, Streptophyta, Magnoliopsida, Fabales, Fabaceae.
UUUCCCGUGUUACCCUUUCACUCUUGGGAUUCUUUCCCUUCUUCCCACAAACCCCACUUUCCUUCUAUUGUUUCUAGAUCACACACAGACAAACACAUAAUAGCCAAGGGAAAGAGUCUCAAAUCCCACUUUUUUUAAAUUCCUUCCUUCUCAUAGGUUUUUUUUUUUUUUUUUCCCUCAGCUACCUUGAAAGCAUGGAAAGGAACCAAUGGAGUUCAUUAUAGCUUAGCUCGCUUUUAGAACUUCAAGUCUUCAACAUCUUUAACUGAAACUAUAACACACCAGUUGCUGGGUGAGUUUCAGUUAAAAAAAUUCGAUAUAUACAAUUUUAUGUCUUAUGAUUAGUCUAUCAAUAUGUACUUUUUGUAUGUUACUUCAGUCUGAAAUGAUUCGUUCACCAGAUAUAUAUAAUAAAGAUUUGUAAAUCCUGUACGAUACAUGUUUGUAUUAUUGCCUCUUUGGAAUCUGAGUGCCUAAAGCUGCAAGCUCGUUAGGGGAACUUUUGUUGUCCUAUUAUUAUUAUUAUAGUGUCAAAAUGUGACUACGAUUUAUGUUGGGUUGAAUUUGAGACUUGAAAUUGCAUAUAUUUAUUUAUGGGUGGGGCUUUGUGAUCUGUGUGGGAAUUGGGGGGUGUGUCAGAUCAAAGCAUGCACCAAAAUUGGAUUUUUGAGCACACCCAUUUGAAGAUGGCAUGGAUUCACCACCAUAUUCAACAAAAAGAUGGUUACUUGAGCUACUACUACCCUCCACCACCACCACUACCACCACUAUUACCGCCACCAUAUUUGUCCACACCUUCAACAUCUUCUUCAGCUUCAUCUUCAUCUUCAUCUUCAUCACCAUCUUCUGGUACUAGGAUUAGUCCUGCUGUUCUUUUCAUCAUAGUAAUUCUUGCAGUUUUAUUCUUCAUCUCUGGUGUCCUCCAUCUGCUUGUUAGAUUUCUCAUGAAGCACCCUUCUUCAUCUGCAUCUGCUCAAUCUAAUAGAAACCAUGAGAUUUCAACCUCUGAUGCACUACAAAGACAAUUACAGCAGCUUUUCCAUCUGCAUGAUUCUGGUUUGGAUCAGGCCUUCAUCGACGCUCUUCCGGUUUUUCAGUAUAAGGAGAUUGUGGGGCUGAAGGAACCAUUUGAUUGUGCUGUUUGUCUGUGUGAGUUUUCUGAGAAGGAUAACCUCAGGUUGUUGCCUAUGUGCAGCCACGCCUUUCACAUAAGUUGUAUAGACACAUGGCUUCUUUCGAAUUCCACUUGCCCUCUUUGUAGAGGGACACUCCUUACUCCGGGGUUUUCGAUGGAGAAUCCAAUGUUUGAUUUUGAUGAUAUGAGGGAAGAUGAAGGGUGGCCUUGUGAUGGUGAAAAUGGAUUUACAAAUAGGCAGAAGAAAGCUGUAGUUGAAGAAAUCAAUGAUGAGAAAAGGGGAAUUUUCCCCGUAAGGCUCGGUAAAUUCCGGAAGAUGGAUGUGGAGUCUGGUGAGGAGGGUGUAGUAGUAGGAGAGACAAGUAGCAGUAAUUUGGAUGCAAGAAGGUGUUUUUCAAUGGGAUCUUAUCAGUAUGUUGUGGCCAAUUCAGAACUCAGGAUAGCCUUGAAUCAUGACCGGAGUGAUCACAAAUUGAGGCUUGCUGCUGAAGGAAAACAACAUUCUGAGAAGGCUGCAUUGGAAGGGGAUAUGGAUGCAAAGAAUAUUAGGAGUGUGAGUAAAGGUGAGAGCUUUUCAGUGUCCAAAAUCUGGUUGUGGCCAAAGAAGGGAAAGUUUUCAAGUUCUUCCGAGGCUCAUAUUGGCAUGCCUUCUUAUCUUAAUUCAGACAUGCCUAGGAUGAGGGAAGCAGAAGCAGCAUGAAAGGCUGGGCACUUGGGGGUAUUGGUGGUGGGAUCCAUGAAAGCUGUAUAGUAGAAUCCAUCAACCUUGAUUCAAAAAAUUGGCUGUAGAUGCAGUGAUGUGGGGUCACUUUGCAACUCCCAUGUGUCCAUGCUGAUAUCAUAACGCACUUUACCUUUUUUAUUUCCUUAAUGAUGAUGAUAAUGAUAAUAAUGACAAUCAAUUAGGUCCAAAAGGGCUAGAAUUAAAUAAGGUUAGAGGGGUAUUAGUGAGAAAUCCUUGUACGUAUUAGGGAGAAAUACUUAUAUGUUUCUGGAGCUUACUUGGUAUGUUCUUCAACAUUUAUAACUACUUAGUUUUAUGAAUUCAAUUAGUAUAUACUGCUGAGAGUUUAAUUUUGAUGUAUUGACACUGUAAAACAUUUUAUACAGUCGUCCAAUUGCAUCUAUCUUUUGGAUGAUCAUUUAUGUGAUAAAUGUUAAAUGUAGUUAUUUUUGCUGACAUGGUGUUACGUAAUUUGAUACGCGUGUAAAACUGCUUUAUACUGAAUUACUGACUGUGUAUCAAAAUUAAAUUUUAUUUAAAAAUUAUAGAAAAUUAAAAAAUAAAUGAUUGUAAAUGCUCCAUAAUUUUUUUUCAAGAACAUACAAGUAUAUCUAGAGUAUUAGGGUCACAAAGAAAUUGAUAUUGUAAGUGCAUUUUUUGAGAAUAUCAUAUACAAACCAACAGAGCUGCGUAGUGUACGUAGACCCAUUCAUAUGAUAGACUAUCAAGUAUCAACCAUCCAAUAGUAGCACUGGUAUUGUAUUUAUUCUUUUGGUGCACAAUGUGUGUGUCUUAAUGUUUUUUUGAGAAUCUUGGUAUGUAGAUCUGCUUGCCAGGUUUGAUUCUACUGACAAAAGUGUAUAGUUGAUUGAAGAAACCAGUUAUGUACAAAAGUGGUGCAUGUCUUGUUCUUAUUUUUUAGUCCUUGACUCUCUAGUCUCUAGUUAUGCCUAGCAAUAGUUUAGUCAUUAUAGUAAGUCAGGACCAUUGUGUAGAAAAAACUGGGGGAAUGAAUAAAAUUAAAUAUUAAAGAGAGAAGUGGAUUUGUCUAUGGUGGAG